Molecule: messenger RNA, 681 nt
Organism: Cylicocyclus nassatus
Lineage: Eukaryota; Metazoa; Nematoda; Chromadorea; Rhabditida; Strongylidae
Source: the annotation of a GenBank genome assembly
AUGGAUAAAACGCUACUGUUCUUAGCUAUCAUCGUCGCCGUCGUUCUUGCUCAUAGCGAAGAGAGCGGACAUUCAGAAGAAGAUGAUUCUGACGACGACGAACCCAAUGAACCACUCUUCAACGGAGAAAGAAGCCAUCAUCAUGCACGUAUACCUCCCCCACCACCAUACCUCCGCAAUGUUACAAAGAAAGCUCGAGAAGAGUACAUUACAAUUUUAAGGAACAUGUCUAUGACAAUCUCCGAACAAGAUCGGAAAACUCAUGCUUGGGCGGAAAAAUAUGGAGUUGCGGAUGAAUUCGCUCAGUUCAAUAGUAAUAUGGCUCGACUGAAAGAAGAAAUAAAACGUAACAUAACCCUGCUUAUAUCUGAACUACCACAGGCAGUGGACAAAGCUUUUGAAAUCUUGGAAAAUAAAAACCAAACUUUCUUACAACUUUUGCACACUUUUGGAAAUCUGACAAAAGAGAAUCCUCUUCUCUACCGCGCUGUAAAUUUUAUUUAUGAUAUUUUCUAUCUAAGGGCGUUUGCAGCCCAUGGGAUUCCAAGAACAUCGGAAGUAGUAUUGGAAAAAUCAUCUUCUGCUACCGAAGACGUGGAAGAUCAAGUGUUGAUGGACAAGAUAUACAAACUCUUGAAGGAUAAGGGAAACGACGUCGAGAUCAAACGAGCAGUAUCGUAG